UGUCUCCCUCUUGCCUCAUACUUUGCCUGCCUUUUGGUAUCUAGAGAAAAAGUCAUGUGAGCUGAGAAGAGAAUGUGUGCAGGGGCUGCUGGAGUAUCAACGGACCGACAAAGCUGGCAGAGUGAGAGUUGAAGACAGAGUGUGUGAGGGAGACUGCUUGCUGCAAAGGUAAAGUGGAGGCUACAAGGGACUGUUGCUGCUGCUGCUGUUGGUCCAGAGCUAAUCCUUCGGAGAUACAGCUGUUCUUCAUUCCCAGGAGUGCAAACAAAUCCUUCAGAUUCUAAGUUACAAAAGUGAAUCAGAGACAGAAAGGGAGAGGGUGCUGCUCAGCAUAUGAGGAUUUUUCUCAGGGAGACCAUACUUUUUCCCUCUUUCAGUUUAAACAGUGUUAUUGGCUGUUCCUGUCUCUUCCCUUCUUGAGUUUGAAGUGGAAUUCUCCAUGGAUCCCCCAGUGCACAUUUUCCGAGAGGAACAAAGCUCUACUUGCUCCCCUGGACCAUGCUCACUUCCAACUCCAAGCAGCAAAAGUAGGCUUUUGGAUUUGGCAGACUAUGGCAACAAUGGUAGUGACAUGUAUGAAGACCUACAGCAGAACCACACCAACAUCUCCCCAGCUAUUCCCAUCAUCAUCACUGCAGUCUACUCUGUGGUCUUUGUGGUGGGCUUGGUUGGCAACUCUCUAGUGAUGUUUGUCAUCAUAAGGUACACAAAGAUGAAGACAGCAACCAACAUCUACAUUUUUAAUCUGGCUCUGGCAGAUGCUCUUGUUACCACCACAAUGCCUUUCCAAAGUACUGAGUACCUAAUGAACUCUUGGCCAUUUGGGGAUGUGCUGUGUAAAAUUGUCAUUUCAAUUGACUACUAUAACAUGUUUACAAGCAUCUUCACCCUGACCAUGAUGAGCGUCGAUCGAUACAUUGCUGUGUGCCACCCAGUGAAGGCACUGGACUUCCGUACCCCUCUGAAGGCAAAGAUAAUCAAUAUAUGUAUCUGGCUGUUAUCUUCAUCUGUUGGCAUAUCAGCCAUAGUCCUCGGAGGCACCAAGGUCAGGGAUGAUAUGGACCCAGCCAUUACUGAAUGUUCUUUGCAGUUUCCUGAUGAUGACUAUGACUGGUGGGACACUUUUAUGAAAAUCUGUGUCUUUGUCUUUGCGUUUAUUAUCCCAGUGCUAAUUAUAGUUGUUUGCUAUACUCUGAUGAUUCUGCGCUUGAAGAGUGUGAGACUUCUUUCUGGGUCACGGGAAAAGGACCGGAACCUCCGUCGCAUCACCAGAUUGGUUCUUGUUGUGGUGGCUGUUUUCAUUAUCUGCUGGACUCCAAUUCAUAUUUUUGUGUUAGUUGAAGCCCUUGGGGAUGUCUCACACAGCACUGCUGCUAUUUCCAGCUAUUAUUUCUGCAUUGCAUUGGGCUACACCAACAGCAGCCUAAAUCCUAUCCUAUAUGCUUUUCUAGAUGAAAAUUUUAAGCGUUGCUUCAAAGAUUUUUGCUUUCCUUUUAAAACAAAGACAGAUAGACAGAGCACCUGCAGAGUUCGAAGUGUCAUUCAAGAGCCUGUCUAUACUAGGAAUGCUGAUGGCACAAACAAGCCAGUAUGACUAGUCGUGGAAAUGUCAUCUUAUGUUUCUCCUGGGCGAGAGGAAUCCAAUGAUCUUGGAAUAACUCAAAUAACCAGUGCAGUGUGAAAUGGCCAAUAACAGAUCUUACAGUCUGGACUGACAUAUGGGCAUUGCCUGAUAAUGAUAUCAUUAUAUUUUCACUCUUUGAUUUUCAGUUUUGGCUCUAUUAACAACUGAUCUUUGUACAUAGAAAAAUACAUUUUUUUUUGGAAAAGAUUCUUCACAAAACUGCUGCUUUUCAUUGCAAAGGAAGUAGCAAUUUCUUGUAUUUGUCUGAUCUUUCUGCUCUUAUUUGUUUUCCAGUUAUCUUUCACAUGUCUCUUAGUGACUGCUGUAUAUUAAUUAAGGACAAAGGAAAUUACUUUAUUAUAUUACCUUACAAUGAACAAUUAUGACUAUUCAUCAAAAGUAUCUGCCAGAACUUAAAAUAUGGUAUUCUCCUUACAUUCAUUGAGUGAAAAGAAUCCUGUGAUGAAUUAUGGAAUUUAGUCUUCUAUUUUAACAAGCUGUGAAGUUAUAUGGAACCUUGGUGGUGAAUUCACACAAUGCUGGUUUAUAUGGUGAUUGCAUCUGUUACUUCUUAAACUGAUCAGUGGAAACAUCCAUAAGUUUUACUGCAUGAACUUAAUAGCUAUAUAAUCCUAAGGGAAUCAUAUCACAAGAUUGCUGCACAAAUGGGUUCUGUGAAUCCUAUUUAUGUACUAUAUCCAACCUUCCAUCUUAUCUUAGAAAUCCAACAGGAAGGGGUUAUUGUUUAUUCAUUCAGUCACUUCCGACUCUUCGUGGCCACCCUCAGCUCCUUCAGAGUCAAGCCAGUCACUUCAAGGAUCAUUUUGACUAUCUUCCAACCUGGGAGUCUCAUCUUCCGAUGGCAUACUAAUAUAUCUCUGGUUGUACUGAUCCAUUUAGUUUUAAUGGCAAGAAUACUGGGAUGGGUUGCCAUUACCUUCCCCAGUGAUUGUAUUUAGUCUGACCUCUCUGCCAUAACCUUCCCAUCUCGGGUGUCCCUUCAUGGUUUUGCUCGUAGCAUCAUUUUGGUGCUCAAAAUCCAGCAUUGCGACAAGGUAACAAUCAGACAUUGCUUAAUUUAAAACCUUAAUUUGUCCAAAAUGAAAUAUUUUGAUGUUCUAGCCUUCUAUUCCCUUCUGUUCUGUUCUUUCUUCCACUAAAAGUAAAUCAGAGAAAAGUCACAUAAAUUUUGGAGCCAAACAGUUGUGUGUAAAUAUGCUUAAUUUAUUGUGCCUGUAGCAUUGUUGACUAUCGGCAUAUGUUUGCACUAUGAAAUUCCAAUUUAUGCAUGAUUGCUGAUUUUUAUAUUUGUGUCUGUCUACAACAAAAGUGCUUCAGUGUAGUUGUUAUUUUGAACUAAAGACAAAUGCAUAUAUGUAUAGCCACGAUGUUUCAUGAAGUUAUUCUUUGUGUGGUUCUCCCAAAAUAAAUGUACUUACCAAGAGUGACAGAAUGCCUUUUAUGAGGAUGAAAACUAUCAAUCAUAUAGAAAAGAAUAUAAUAAAAUUAUCUUUCCUUACCUAAAAUUGAGAUGACAGAAGCACAUCUUUUUAUAAAUCUGCAUGCAAUUACCAUCCAGUCUAUCUAUGCCUUUGCUAAGAUUCCUUUUUCAGGUGUGAUAAAGGAAAAUCACAUAGAAUUACCAUUGUCCAGCAUUCAAAUACUUUCCCUAAGUGAUACAGUUAUAAAGAUAGACUAUGUACCAAGCAACCAUUUGUCACAUCACAAUAUUGUUAAGUCUUUAAUGGUCAAAAUCCAUUAGUUAUAAUACUACCCACACCAAAAAGGGAACCAAACCUUAACAGUUACUUUUCACUGCUAAUUCAGGGAGUAAAGGAAGAGCCAAUAUAAAACUUCAAAACUGAGACAAAGGAUUUCCUCUGGUCCCUGCUAGCCCUUCUUUUCUGUUCUGUGCAGUUCUGCAAAGUGCCAGUGGAUGCUGUAUUUAUAUUUGCUGUAACA
Molecule: messenger RNA, 3586 nt
Organism: Anolis sagrei ordinatus
Lineage: Eukaryota; Metazoa; Chordata; Lepidosauria; Squamata; Anolidae
Gene: OPRK1
Product: opioid receptor kappa 1
Biological process (GO): neuropeptide signaling pathway; G protein-coupled opioid receptor signaling pathway; sensory perception of pain
Cellular component (GO): plasma membrane; neuron projection
Molecular function (GO): dynorphin receptor activity; neuropeptide binding
Source: RefSeq, a predicted model, not a curated record